Messenger RNA from Syngnathus typhle (broad-nosed pipefish), 1343 nucleotides. RefSeq names its product zinc finger protein OZF-like. Gene Ontology annotation, cellular component: nucleus. Gene Ontology annotation, molecular function: DNA-binding transcription factor activity, RNA polymerase II-specific; RNA polymerase II cis-regulatory region sequence-specific DNA binding. Lineage: Eukaryota; Metazoa; Chordata; Actinopteri; Syngnathiformes; Syngnathidae. The record is from RefSeq and is a predicted model, not a curated record. The transcript has a single exon. The coding region runs from base 6 to 1289 and encodes 427 amino acids. Gene Ontology annotation, biological process: central nervous system development; regulation of transcription by RNA polymerase II.
UGUAUAUGAGCCACAUGACAUGUGGCAAAUUGUGUUUGUGUUACUUGUGUCCUGGAGAUGUCCAGCAGCCAAGUGCUCGUCAGGAGUGGAGGAGCUCGCUUUUGCAGCAGGACAAUUCACAGCUUCCCCACAUCAAGGAAGAAGAGGAAAUUGACAUCAGCAAGUUGCCACUACCUGUUGUGAAGAGUGAAGAGGAGGAGGAACAUCCCGCUCACUUCAAAAAAGAGGAGCAUCUCCACAUUGAGGAAGAGGAGCAAAUGGACGUCAGCAAGUUGCCAGUGAUUGUGGUCUCUGUGAAGUGUGACGAUGAUGAAGAUGAAACACCCCAGUGGCCGCAGAUUAACCACGAGAGCCCAAGUGGAGGUACACUGCCGAACAAUCUGUUAGCGCCGCUGUCGGACACCGAUGGCAUCGAAGAACCUUUGAGGGAUGGCGCAGAUUGCGAGGACAAGCAGUUGAAUUGUGGAGAGGAGGAGGCAGCUCCUAAAAAGAAAACUUCUCACACACGUAAAUGUCACACAGCUGAAGAACAUUUCAGCUGCUCAAUUUGCGGGAAAAAAAUUGCUCAAAAUGGACCCAUGAUUAGACACAUGAGAACACACACAGGAGAAAACCCUUUUAGUUGCUUAACUUGUGGUAAGGCGUUUUCUCUCAAGGAAUAUAUGAAAUCACACGUGAAAAAACACACAGGUGAAACCCCCUUUGGUUGCACAUUUUGUGGCAAAACAUUUUCUCAAAAGAAAACAUUGCAAUCGCACAUGAGGACGUACACUGGAGAAAAACCCUUCCGUUGCUCAUUGUGUGGUAAAAAAUUUGCUCUCAAGCUAAACGUAGUCAAACACAUGAGGACACACACGGGGGAAAAAUCCUUUCUUUGCUCAACAUGCGGUAAAACCUUCUCGGAAAGGCAUCGUCUAGUAUCGCACUUGAGAACGCACACGGGAGAAAAACCAUUCGCUUGCUCGACUUGCGGUAAGACCUUCUCACAAAGGCAUCAUAUGGCGUCACACGUGAAAACACACACAGGGGAAAAACCUUUCGUUUGCUCCGUUUGUAGUACGGCGUUUUCUCGAAAAGUCAAUCUCGAGAUACACAUGAGAACGCACACUGGGGAGAAACCUUUUCGUUGUUUAACUUGUGGUAAAACGUUCUCUGUCAAAGCAACCAUGGUCAAACCCAUGAGAACGCACACAGGAGAAAAACCCUUUCAUUGCUCUGAGUGUGGUAAAAGAUUCACUCAAAAGGUAAACAUGGUAAUACACAUGAGAUCUCACACUGGAGUGCAAUAAUUUUGUUGAUCCGCAAAAACAGUGGGAAAAAACGUGUUUUUCUUCAACAGUGUC